Molecule: messenger RNA, 1059 nt
Organism: Pseudocercospora fijiensis CIRAD86
Lineage: Eukaryota; Fungi; Ascomycota; Dothideomycetes; Mycosphaerellales; Mycosphaerellaceae
Exons: 9
Coding region: 1-1059 (352 amino acids)
Source: RefSeq, a predicted model, not a curated record
AUGUCCACGUGUCUACCCAUGCAUUCUCAUGCUGUAAGCCGCGAGAGAAGCACAUCAGAGUCUUCCCUACCACGAGGCGAUCCCCACCACGGCCGCCUCACUGACAAACACAUUCAUUCCCUUCGGACCAUCGCUUCGACGUGGCGGUUGAGUGUGCUUAAAGGUGAAGUCGUCAUUGGCUCUUGUACAUCUACGACGAUGUCCUCAACAUCGUUCAUAGCCUACUUCACUGGGCUUUUUGCCGACACUCUUGAUAGCAUUCCCAGGAUUGUCGUUUCUGACUCAGCCACAAGACUGCUUGGCUAUGUCUUGAUGAGCUUCGGCUGCGGCUUUGACGAGGUUCUGUGUGAAGGCAAGGUCGAAAUGCAUCACGCCAAGGCGUCUUUCUCACGUGACUCCUCGACGCGCAUCGGAACUCCACUUCCUGCCGACCAUCACACAAUAUCAGGUAAAACAUCUCAGCGUCGUUCUCUCGAGAUCUGGCUGCAUCAAUGGACUGGGAGUUGUGAGCAGCCCGGGCCGGAACCUCUGUUCCCGAUACCAGGGAGCCUCUACAACUUCACGAAAAGUCCGUACUAUGGCACACGGAUUCCACAAAAGGUCGUAAACAGAACUAUCGGACGCUUGCCACGCGGCAGUGGUGAACAGAAAGGACUUGCCCUUCUCUUCUCUCCUGAGAAUCGACAAAAACCCACCAGGAUGUCUCUCAUGUCACUUCCAAUCUUCUUUCCUCCACUGCUCUUGGCCAGGUCACACGAUCCUGAUCCAACAGCUCCAGAGCACCCACAACCGCCUUUGCCUCCAAAGCCGCUCAUUGAACGUCUCGACUCGCAGCCUGACCCAAACUGGCCGCCGAAGCCUAAGCCUUCAUUGAAUCGGCAAGCCUCACAACCGAAUCCUAAUUGGCCACCAAAACCAAAGCUCUCAUUGACUCCGCAAAGUCCAAUUCUUCCAAGUCCAGAUCCUGUUGGUCCACCACCAGACGGAGACUUCCCACAAUGCUUGUCAUGGCGUAUGCUGAAGGAUGAUACUAUGGCCAUUUCUAGGCAAUUGAUCUGA